Molecule: messenger RNA, 921 nt
Organism: Caenorhabditis angaria
Lineage: Eukaryota; Metazoa; Nematoda; Chromadorea; Rhabditida; Rhabditidae
Source: the annotation of a GenBank genome assembly
AUGGAGAAAACUGUGAAUCAAGAAGAAGAAUUAGAAAAACAAUAUCGAGACUAUAAAGCACAGUUCGAACAAUGGAAAGAGCGGAAUCGUAGCUCAGUUGGAACAGCGCCUUAUAAUGCUUAUGUAAAAGAUUUUGAAGAUUGGGAGAAAGAUGUGGAAAGAAGAAGAAACACGAUAAAAAUACGAGCUGCAGAAGAAGCCGAAAGGCGAAAAGAAGCUAUUCGUGAAGCACAAAGUCAAGUACAAGAAGCUGAAGCAGCAGCAGCAUAUGCACAAUCACAGCAAGCAUAUUUAGCACAUCAUCAAAAGGCUAUGGAACAAGCUGAAAUGCAGCAAAGAGCACAAGCUCAUCAUCAAUUUAUGCAGCAACAACAUCAGCAGCAGCAGCAACAACAACAACAUGGUUAGUUUUUUAGAAUGAUAAUUUACGGUAAAGAUAACAACUUCCAUAUUCGAAAACUAUACUCCCCUUUUUUUUCAGUAAUAUCAGAUAAUUCCGUAAAUGCUGAUGUAGUUAUUCGAGAAGUAAUGAAUGUUGUAAUGGCUGGAACAGCUUCAGCUGUUGGAUCAGCAAUUAAUCAACAACCACCACCACAACAAGGUGCAGUUGCAACAGGACCUCCACCAAGUUUAUGGGGAAAUGUUAAAAGUGUUUACGAUCAAAGAGAUCCACUUUUCAUCAAAUGGGGAAAACGUGCAGCACCUUGUCAUAUAAAACCAGACCAUAAUGCGCCUAUUGUAAGUUUUAUCUGAUUUAAAACUUUGUUUAUUAUUUUUCUGUUAUUUUUGAAGGUUCCUCUACCGUAUUGGAUUCUGUCGGAAGCUUUGAAAGAAAAGAAAAUGGUUUUAGCACCACAUGGACCUCCCCCGGUUUUCAAUCCAACUCAACCAGCUCCUCCUCCACAGUCUCACAUUUUUUAA